Molecule: messenger RNA, 1932 nt
Organism: Cricetulus griseus (Chinese hamster)
Lineage: Eukaryota; Metazoa; Chordata; Mammalia; Rodentia; Cricetidae
Source: RefSeq, a predicted model, not a curated record
AUGGGGCUCCUGCCCAAACUCGGAGCGCGCCAGAGCAGCGGCACCUCCUCGGUCCCAGCCAGACGCUGCUCCCGCUCGGUCUUCAGCAACAUUAAGGUGUUCGUGCUUUGCCAUGGCCUCCUGCAGCUCUGCCAGCUUCUCUACAGUGCCUACUUCAAGAGCAGCCUCACCACGAUCGAGAAGCGCUUUGGGCUCUCCAGUUCUUCCUCAGGUCUCAUUUCCAGCUUGAACGAGACCAGCAAUGCCAUCCUCAUCAUCUUUGUCAGCUACUUUGGCAGCCGGGUGAACCGCCCGCGGAUGAUCGGCAUAGGAGGUCUCCUCCUGGCUGCGGGGGCUUUUGUCCUCACCCUCCCACACUUCCUGUCGGAACCCUAUCAAUAUGCCUCAAGCACUGCCGGAAACAGCAGCCUCUUUCAGACCGACCUCUGUCAGAAGCAUUUGCCAGACCUGCCCCCCAGUAAGUGCCAUAGUACCAUUCCGGAUACCCAAAAGGAGACCAGCAGCAUGUGGAGCCUGAUGGUAAUUGCUCAGCUGCUGGCCGGCAUUGGGACAGUGCCCAUUCAGCCAUUUGGGAUCUCCUACGUGGACGACUUUGCGGAGCCCACCAACUCACCUCUGUAUAUCUCCAUCUUAUUUGCUAUUGCUGUGUUUGGACCGGCUUUUGGGUACCUGCUGGGCUCAGUCAUGCUGAAGAUCUUUGUGGACUACGGCAGAGUGGACCCUGCUACAGUGAACUUGAGCCCAGCUGACCCCCGAUGGAUCGGAGCCUGGUGGCUGGGCCUGCUUAUUUCUUCAGGCUUCUUAGUUGUUACUUCUUUGCCUUUUUUUUUCUUCCCUCGAGCAAUGCCCAGAGGAGCAGAGAGGUCUGCUAUCACAGACGAAACAAUGACGAUGGAGGAGGACAAGCCAAGAGGCUCCCUGAUGGAUUUCGUUAAACGAUUCCCUCGCAUCUUCCUGAGGCUGCUGAUGAACCCACUCUUCAUUCUGGUGGUCCUGGCUCAGUGUACGUUCUCCUCUGUCAUCGCUGGCCUCUCUACAUUCCUCAACAAGUUCCUGGAGAAGCAGUAUGGCGCCUCUGCAGCCUAUGCCAACUUCCUCAUCGGUGCUGUAAACCUUCCUGCUGCUGCCUUGGGGAUGCUGUUUGGAGGAAUCCUCAUGAAACGUUUCGUUUUCUCUUUGCAAAUCAUCCCCCGAGUGGCUGCCGCCAUCAUGACCAUCUCCAUAAUCCUCUGUGCCCCUCUCUUCUUUAUGGGGUGUUCCACCCCAACUGUGGCUGAAGUCUACCCCCCCAGGACAUCAAGUUCUAUACAUCCACAGCCUCCUGCCUGCCUCAGGGAUUGCUUGUGCCCAGAUUCCAUCUUCCACCCAGUCUGUGGAGACAAUGGAGUCGAGUACCUCUCCCCUUGCCACGCCGGCUGCAGCAGCAUCAACAUGAGCUCAGCAGCUUCCAAGCAACCGAGCUAUUUGAACUGCAGCUGUGUGACUGGAGGAUCUGCGUCAGCAAAGACAGGCUCGUGUCCUGUGUCCUGCGCACACUUCCUGCUGCCGUCUACCUUUCUCAUCUCCUUUGUGGCGCUCAUUGCCUGCGUCUCCCACAACCCUCUCUACAUGAUGGUUCUCCGUGUGGUGAACCAGGAUGAAAAGUCAUUUGCUGUUGGGGUACAGUUCUUGUUGAUGCGCUUGCUAGCCUGGCUGCCAUCUCCAGCCCUGUAUGGUCUCAUCAUCGACUCCUCCUGUAUCCGGUGGAACUACCUAUGCUCAGGGAGACGAGGGGCCUGCUCAUAUUAUGACAAUGAUGCACUCCGAAACAGGUACCUGGGCCUGCAGGUGGGCUACAAGGUCCUGGGCACACUGCUGCUCUUUUUCAUCGGCUGGAGAGUCAAGAAGAAUAGGGAAUAUAGCCUGCAAGAGAACGCCUCGGGCCUCAUCUGA